UGUAUUAAAGUCAAAAUCGAGGAAAGAAAUGUUGUGUUUUUCUUGCAUCUUCGCAUCUUAGUUAGAGAAUGGGGUGGAAUGGACUCGUAUAAACUGAAACGAUGGUUUACGCGUUCUUAAUUCACACACUUACUCCUGGGCCCUGUCGAUUGUUAUAUUCAUCAGUUUUUGUGCACGACCCACAGAUCAAUGAGGUGCCAACAGAUGAUGAGCGUGCAACCAGGAAGGAACAGUUGUUGCAAGUGUCACAACGUGUGCAAUCUGAGUACUCUUUUAGAUUUGUUGCAUCAGGAGAUGACAGUCCUGAGGAUUUAGCUGGAUUAUCUUCAACAAAUGAGCUUAUGUCUAGUUUGAAGUCUGGUGUUUUCAGGCUUUCACCAGGAAAUCCCUUCAAUGCAGAAAAAGUUGUUCUUUGGAAAGGUUUGGCAAAUUCAGGAUUCACUCUCAUUUGUGAAAAGGACGAAAAUCGCCUCAUUGCUGAGAAUGUUUUGGACCAUGUCAUCAGACACCUUCAGGAACACUGCCAAAUUAUCCUUCAGCCUUCUGAGGCAAUCCUCAAAGUGGACAGGGUUAUAACAGUUAUUUAUCACUUUCUACCAAAUGGGCAGCUGCUGUUCAUGAAUAAUCGUUAUUUGCGGCAAGUGGAAAAAGAAUUGGAACAAGUCAUGUCCUUAAAGAAGGAGUGAACACAACUGUUACACUUCAAAACAAGUGCUUAGCUUAGUUAUUAAUAAUAAUAAAAAAAAAUAAAACAAAUUCAUCUGAUCUUUCCCCUGUAUACCAAGUGUACUGAGUUUUGUAAGUUUUUUUGAAGUAUAUAAGUACUAAAUAUCACACACCUUAAUUCUAAGAACUAUGUUUGCUUUAAAUGUCUUCUUGAAUUGUUUACAUUUGUGAAAUAAAAUGAACAUAGUUAGGCAUCA
Messenger RNA from Stylophora pistillata, 923 nucleotides. RefSeq names its product AP-5 complex subunit sigma-1. Gene Ontology annotation, biological process: endosomal transport; double-strand break repair via homologous recombination. NCBI's taxonomy places the organism in Eukaryota, Metazoa, Cnidaria, Anthozoa, Scleractinia, Pocilloporidae. Gene Ontology annotation, cellular component: AP-type membrane coat adaptor complex; lysosome; late endosome. The record is from RefSeq and is a predicted model, not a curated record.